UUGCCCAUGGCCAUAAAUACCUGGAACUUUCCGGAUUCCAAUGCAAUGGCAUGGCACAUACUCAAUCAAUCCCGGGGUGGAGUGCGUCAGACUCGCAACGCUGUUGUCGAAGGCAUCACGAAGUGUGAGCAGCUGCAGUGCGACCUCGCCGUGGGCUAUGGUGGCACACCUGAUGAGCAGGGUGAAACGACAUUGGAUUCUAUGGUAAUGGAUGGUGCAGCAAUGGAUGUGGGCGCGGUAGCAGGCCUGCGUCGCAUCAAGGAUGCAAUACGAGUGGCCAGACAUGUACUGGAACGCACAGAGCACACGCUGCUAGUGGGCGAUUCGGCAACAGAGUUUGCUAUAUCAAUGGGUUUCCGCUCCGAGUCGCUGGUGACGCCCAAAACAAAGAUCAUUUAUAAGCAUUGGAAGGCCAAGAACUGUCAGCCAAACUUCUGGCGUAAUGUGCAUCCAGAUCCCAAGACAUCCUGUGGUCCCUACGAGCCCACGGCUACACCGCUGACACACAGGAAGGAGGAUCGUGCACGCACGGAACAUCAAAUUGGUGCACAGCAUCAUGAUACCAUUGGCAUGAUAGCCAUUGAUGUGGAUCAUCAAAUACAUGCAGGCACCUCUACCAAUGGGUUAAAUCACAAAAUUCAUGGACGUGUUGGUGACUCGCCCAUUGCCGGUGCCGGCGGUUAUGCUGACAAUGAAGUGGGCGCCGCUGUUGCUACAGGAGAUGGCGAUAUAAUGAUGCGUUUCCUGCCCACACUACUAGCCGUAGAGGCUAUGAGAAAUGGUAAGUCGCCAGCUGAAGCUGCUGAGGUGGGAAUUCGACGUAUUCGCAAGCAUUACAAGACAUUUUCUGGCGCCGUCAUUGCGGUAAAUCGCCUGGGACAGUAUGCAGCAGCAUGCCAUGGCAUGCGAGAGUUUCCCUUUGUUGUCAGCAAUCCAACUCAAGCGAUUCAUGUGGAAACAGUCAAGUGCUUGCCUCCAGAGCCAAGUGUGGAGGUGGUACCGCUGACAAAGCAAACAUAAA
This is a messenger RNA of Drosophila busckii, 1021 nucleotides long. Its product is annotated as putative N(4)-(beta-N-acetylglucosaminyl)-L-asparaginase GA14866. Bases 7 to 1020 code for a protein of 337 amino acids. The record is from RefSeq and is a predicted model, not a curated record. The transcript has a single exon. Gene Ontology annotation, molecular function: N4-(beta-N-acetylglucosaminyl)-L-asparaginase activity. Gene Ontology annotation, biological process: protein deglycosylation. Gene Ontology annotation, cellular component: lysosome. NCBI's taxonomy places the organism in Eukaryota, Metazoa, Arthropoda, Insecta, Diptera, Drosophilidae.